Molecule: messenger RNA, 665 nt
Organism: Bipolaris sorokiniana ND90Pr
Lineage: Eukaryota; Fungi; Ascomycota; Dothideomycetes; Pleosporales; Pleosporaceae
Exons: 1
Coding region: 208-582 (124 amino acids)
Source: RefSeq, a predicted model, not a curated record
CAAAUCUUAUUCCUAUCUAUUGACUGCUGUCUGAUACAUGCUGCAUACAUAUGUAUGCCAAUGACGCUAUUAUAGCCUGGUGCAAGUCAAUACAGCACUCGAGUGCCAUCAAGCGGCCGAGAGCGAAAAAGAUGCAAGUAGCCGAAGACUUCAGUCGAAGCUUCUAAAGGGCCACGCAUAUUGCUCCAAUGCUUCCUUGUUUCUACAAUGCCUACGAGACUAGCCAAAGGUAUCGUACAGGUCCGUCUCCCGUCUCGAGGCUCCAGUUUUUGGGUGAGCGUGUGUGUAUGUGUGUGUUUUAGAGUGGGGUUGUAUGGUAUGUUGUGGUAUGAUAUGUGGUGUUAUGGCAUGUCAUGUAUCGUAUGUAGGGUUCCGAAUGGGUGGUUUGGGGGAAUCGGUCGUAAUCGUAUGAUGCAGAGUCGGAAACGACUGAGUGUGCAGGGGCUCCGGGGAAAUGCUAGAAACAGUGCUAGAACGCUAGAGAAAAAAAACACAAAGGGGGAGACAACGUGCCGGUACGAUGGGGUCGUCCCAGUAAAGGUCGAUAGUGGUUCUGAAGUGGGAAUCGAUCGGAGUCAAUGAGGCCGCGUGUGGUCAGCCUCGCCUCACCUCAAAGAUUGUCUUUAGCCCACGUUUUGAUAUUCGACCCACUGCUGCGACAACCC